Messenger RNA from Capsella rubella, 540 nucleotides. RefSeq names its product probable small nuclear ribonucleoprotein F. NCBI's taxonomy places the organism in Eukaryota, Viridiplantae, Streptophyta, Magnoliopsida, Brassicales, Brassicaceae. Gene Ontology annotation, molecular function: RNA binding. Gene Ontology annotation, biological process: spliceosomal snRNP assembly; mRNA splicing, via spliceosome. The coding region runs from base 109 to 375 and encodes 88 amino acids. The transcript has 5 exons. The record is from RefSeq and is a predicted model, not a curated record. Gene Ontology annotation, cellular component: U1 snRNP; catalytic step 2 spliceosome.
AACCAUAAACCCUAAAAUCGAAAGAUCGAAGAAGAAGAAACCACACAAGUAGCGAUUUCGCUCAUCUGCUCGAAUCUUUCGUUUCGCCUCUUCUUCGUACGCUAACUCAUGGCUACCAUUCCAGUUAACCCGAAACCAUUCUUGAACAACUUGACUGGCAAGACUGUUAUCGUUAAGCUUAAAUGGGGAAUGGAAUACAAAGGUUUCCUUGCCUCUGUUGACUCCUACAUGAACUUGCAGCUGGGAAACACUGAGGAAUACAUCGAUGGGCAAUUGACAGGAAACCUUGGAGAGAUCUUGAUCAGAUGCAACAAUGUUUUGUAUGUCCGAGGUGUGCCAGAAGAUGAAGAACUUGAAGAUGCUGAUCAAGACUAGCCUAUGCUUUUGAGGACUUAGAAAUCGUUCUGUCUGUAUUUUUAAAAUCUUGUAUUCUAUGAGCUAUUCAACCCAUGUUCGUGAGAUUUGAGUGUGAUGUUUAAUUUGUUGAUACCUCGAAAGUAGUUUUAUGAUAAAACGUACUUCCUGUCGUUUAUUUUGUCA